Messenger RNA from Entelurus aequoreus (snake pipefish), 5008 nucleotides. Its product is annotated as muscleblind-like protein 2a. The transcript has 9 exons. Gene Ontology annotation, molecular function: metal ion binding. Lineage: Eukaryota; Metazoa; Chordata; Actinopteri; Syngnathiformes; Syngnathidae. The record is from RefSeq and is a predicted model, not a curated record. Bases 610 to 1857 code for a protein of 415 amino acids.
AAAGACCGUACAGUAAGCUGUCAAUAGCUUGUUGCUCAAAUCAGUGUAAUGUCACAAAGUAAUAGCUGUUGGGAAUGACUUCCGGUAGCCUUAUAAAGCAUUAAGCCGACAUUUAUUACAACCAUUCGGGCUUGUCAAGCGGUCAUUUCGGCCCAAAUCGAACUCGCCGUGUCCGUGUGUCCGAGAAGUCCGUGUUCACCCCUCCUGCGGCGGGCAGCAGCAGCUCCAUCCACGGCGAUGAGCUCACCAACCUAAAGUGCCUUUGAAAAGAAGUUGGUUGCUGCACAUGGAAACCCCGUUUUUUUCUUGGGGCCAGCGAAAAGAUCACAGCUUACCUUGGGCCCGCUUUUCUGCACACCAUCAAAGUUAAGUAAUGGUCUGAAAAAGCAAGCAGCCUUGCAGAGUUUCCAAAGAAAAGCCAAUGACUGGCGGUGUCUGACUGAUGGGUCAUCUCCACCUCAGUGACCCUCCAUCUGAUCCUUCCGCUCCAGCUAAUGGAGCACUCAUCAGCUUGUUUUAGGAGAGGACUUUGAGCGCACAUCCAAAUCCUGUGAUCUGCCUUCUGCUUUCGGCAUACCGAGAUUGUCUUAUAAUAAUAAAAAGCAGUUUAUGAUCGACAUUGACAUGGCGUCGCUGAACCUUGCAUCGGGAAGAGACACAAAAUGGCUCACCCUGGAGGUGUGUCGACAGUUUCAGCGGGGAAAUUGUUCACGCAGCGAUGAGGAGUGCAAAUUUGCUCACCCGCCAAAGAGCUGCCAAGUGGAAAACGGGAGAGUCAUCGCCUGCUUUGACUCGCUAAAGGGCCGAUGCUCUAGAGAAAACUGCAAGUACCUUCAUCCGCCUUCGCACUUAAAGACUCAGUUAGAAAUAAACGGGCGCAACAAUUUGAUCCAGCAGAAGACAGCGGCUGCAGUGCUUGCCCAGCAGAUGCAGCUGAUGAUCCCGACAGCCGGUCUACAGACUGUGGUAAGUACUCUACAUGGUUCCUGUGGAGGAAGAACAUUUCCACCUUGUGUUUGUCUUCUCACUUCACAAACAACAUUUCCUCCUACACAGGGUCUUGGCACAAAUUCUGGUCUGGGCUACGGUUCAUACUUAACACCCCUGAGCCACGGCAUGAGCCUGGUUCCCACAGACAUCCUCCCCAGCAACCAGGUUCUUGUUCAAGGGAACUCUCCUGUCACAGUUCAGGGUUCGCCUUCUUCUUCCUCCUCUUCCCCCUCACAGAAGCUCCAGCGUUCUGACAAACUGGAGGUGUGCCGUGAGUUCCAGCGAGGAACCUGCGCCCGAGGGGAGACAGAUUGCCGCUUCGCCCACCCCAGCGACAGCCCAAUGAUUGACACCAUCGACAACACUGUCACUGUUUGCAUGGACUACAUCAAGAGCCGCUGCACCCGGGACAAGUGCAAGUAUUUCCACCCGCCCGCGCACUUGCAGGCCAAAAUUAAGUCCAGUCAACAUCAGAGUGCCAUGGCGGCCCAGGCCACAGCUGCAGCCGUGACUCAGUCGACUGCCAAAGCAAUGAAGCGACCCCUCGAGGCAACUGUAGACCUGGGCUUCCCCCACAGCAUCCUGCAACCUCUACCAAAGAGACAAGCUCUGGACAAAAGCAACUGGGCAAGCGCACUGCUCAGUCCCAGUUUGUUGCACUACCAGCAGGCUCUGGCCAACACACAACUGCAGCAGCAAACGGCCGCAUUCUACCCUGCAGGUUCUGUUUUGUGUAUGACUCCUGCAAAUGGCAUCGUCCCCAUGAUGUACAGUGCUACGCCUGCUAGUAUCUCUGCAGCAACUUCUCCCGCCACAAGUGUCCCCUACGCAGCAACAGCACCAGCCAAUCAGAUCAUUCUGAAGUAACCACCAGAUCUCAGUGCCACAAUGCUGCAGUGGAAAAGCAACAACCCGUGUGUACAUACUGUGCUCACAGCGCACGUCACCUGCAGCAAGCAUGCUGAAUGCAUCACCAGUCAAUAGGAUGGAGUAAAGAACUACAAUACACUAGCUCAUUUCUGGAUUGUACGUGGCACCUGUAAAGUUGUUGUAAUAUGCAUCAUAUUUAUACUACCCCCAGAGCAAUUGGGAAAAAAAAGAUGCAGAAAUACAGUAACUCCAAAUUAAGGUAAUGUACUGGAUUAUAUACACACAAACUACACUAACAGCUAUCGGUACAAACAUUAUUGUUAUGUCCUGACAUUGUAACGAUGUAAAUAGUCAAAUCAGAUGUACGUAUACAUGGUUUGGUAGCCAUGCUAGAGAUUGUUCAACUUUCUUGGAUGCUUCAUAACAAAUGUAAUGAUUGUUUUACCUUGUGCCAGAUUCAAAUUAUUUUAAAGAAACUAGUGAAAAGCACUUAUAUAUUUAACUUAUAUCCAUAUGCUCUUAGAGAUGAAGACCCGCAGGACUGUAUGGCCCUAAGCGUACAGCAGUGCUCCCCCACACCUGGCGUGCCUUUGCAUUGCAUAGAAAGUCUGUUUGCCGAUAUUGAAUAUUGCAUAACCCAAUCAAACGUCACUGCUCAUGCUCUGCGAAGGCUGAGAUUCAACCUUUUUUUUUUCUGCUUCAUUAUAGAAAAACAAGCUACUUAGAAUGUCUUUACCCAUUGAAUUUCCUCUAGUUAAAUGUGUAUUAGUCCAAGUGAAGUGUGACCACGGUGUGGGACUGUAACUCCAACUGUUCGAACACUGUCUUAUUUGAAUGUUACAAGUGCCUAAAGAGUUGUCAUUUUAAGGAGCUUUAGAUGAGCUUGACGUGUUGAAUCUAUUUAAAUCAGAUGUAGAAAGACGUCUUAAAUGCUUUGUGAAGACUCACGAGUCUAUAUGUACCCUCAUUAUUAGCUAUUCCUUAUUUUAUUGUAUUUCCUAUUUAAGAUGAGUUUGUAGUUUUCUUCCCCAGCAUUGUUUCUUAAUAGUUGAACGUGCAGAUAAUUAGAGUUUAAGGAAGAACGUGACGUGUAGUUAGGUUACUUGAAUGAGUACCGGGUCAUCGUAAGAGUUCUGUUAAGCAAAUUUAAACCUUAUUUUGUCACAGACUGAGUAUGUUUGAUCCAUACAAUCUUACUUAAGAAGUUAUUCUUUUUAUUUCCUCUCCAUGAUGUUCUCUUUUUAUUGUGAAUACUUUGGAUUUUAUUGUUGCUGUCUGUAUGUAUGUAACUUUAAACAAGAAGACACUAAAACAUAUUUACUCUGUGAAUGUAACUUCUUAAAGCGGACUUUUUGUUGAGAUUCCUCCCAAAGUGAGGGAAAUGAUCUCAUUGCCUCCAUAAAAGUCGUCAUUGGUGUUCAGGUUUUUGGAGCUCCAAAAGACUGUAGGGUGGUUGACGUAACAAAGUGCAUUGUAAGUGGGGGGAAAAAAUCCUUAUCUUGUUAGUCAUAGUUGUUUGUCUCUGUUGUUGCAGCGAUUCAAAAAAAACAUUAGAUUGUAUUGUCACAGAUAUUUGACUUUAUUAUGUUAUAAAGUUGGACAGAAUGAAAUGCAUAAUAUGUGGAUUUACACCUAGGAUGUGCAAUUUUUAACACAUUGCAGCAAUUAAUCCACUCAACCCACCAGGUUUUAAUUUUAUUGUUAAGAAAAUAAAGUUUGUAUUAUUAUUUCAAAAAACAUUUUACCUGCUACCAAAAAGUUACAUUUUGCUUGCCCAGACAAAAAAAAGAAAAGAAUGUUCUGUGCAACUGACUAAUGGAAACAUUUCUUUUAAAGCACUUUCACAGCAGUCAAGAUGCUUUUUGUCAUAUUUGCCUUAGUCUUCAUUAUACACAUUUGAUUUCUUUUAAAUCCAAAUAAAAGAAGAUUUUGGGGAAAUGAUGGCCGCACUGAUGAUGAUGUCAUACUGCUAUAAAUGGUCACAUUAAAUUGAUGUUGAUAAAAAGGUACCAGUGUCAUCUGCAGCUUUUAACACCGGACCUAAUUUUAAAAUGCAUUCUCUCAUAAUAGUGAAGCUUGAUUUACUGUUGUGUAAUUAUCCAUUUCAUGUGAAUAGUGAUUUCUAAAUUCUGUAAAAAAAAAAUAUGAAAAAAAAAAUGUCAAUAAACACUGUCAAGUAAAGGCAAUGCUGUCAUAUUGAGUUUUUUCCCCAAUACAUUUUGUCUUGUAUUUUUAUUAGUUUAAAUAUGUUUCAGUCAUUAAACAUGAUUCAUUUUAGAAUUCCUACACUUAGCAAAAAUGUAAUUGCAUCAAGCUGAGAAAUGUUUCCAAUAUUUUGGAGCCAAAUAAAUCGAACUGCCAAUAAAACCCUCAACAAUCAAAAUAAUGAUAAGCUAUGGACAGUAAUGCGAUAUAUUAUGUGAAUGUGCGUAAUUAGAGUACUUGUUAGUCAUAGUUGUUUGUCUCUGUUUUUGCAGCGAAUCAAAAAAAACAUUAGAUUGUAUUGUCACAGAUAUUUGACUUUAUUAUGUUAUAAAGUUGGACAGAAUGAAAUGCAUAAUACCGUAUAUUACCAAAUAGACGCCCUUGUGCAAAUAGACGCCCUUGUCCUAAUAGUCGCCCGGGGUCUGAGCCCAUUUUGUGAAUUAACAGCCUCUUCCUAAUAAACGCCUAUGUCCAAAUAGCCGCCCAUGGGCUGUUAUUUGCAUAAUUUAGAUUAAAAUCAUAUUGAUUUAAUUUUCAUUAAACCCAAUUUAUAAGCUAAAAGGAAAAGCAAAGGUGCAAUAAUUCUGGUCAUUACGGUAACAGCAGACGUCACGUGGGGAUUCUGGGUAAUCAACAUAUUGCAAUGGGUCACCGCAUAUAGCGUAACACACAACAAACCCACGAGGAAAAGUUUCAACAUGGCAAGCAACAGUAGCAGUGAGUUGAAUGAACAGGAUACCGCUACACCACAACUGAUGGACGGGAAUACUUUAAGGGGGAAGAAGAGAAAGUUUGACUUGACUUAAAGUUCAAGCUGGCGAUUGUGAAGUAUGCGGAGCAGAAUUCUGGUUUGGCAGCGGCCAGGCAGUUUAACGUUGACCCAAAACGUGUACAAGAAUGGAAACAAAAAAAGGGAGAACUACUAUCUCAGUCGGCAAUCGAU